CAACAAUAUAAUAGAACUGUCGUUGAUGUGAAUGAGAAUUAAUAUUAUGAAAAUUUUGUUAUAAUAAGAUAAACAAUGUGAGGAAGGAAAAUAACAGAUAUUUUGAUGGGCAGAUGAAAAUAUCUCCCAUGCUAAUGUAGCCUGACGGUGACGUGGCCAUGGAUUGGCCCCAUGACACGUGUAAAAGCGCAGACAACUGUAUUCCCUUUUUGUUCACCAUCACCGCCCCUUUCUCUCCUCUUAUUCAUUCAUUUCCUUCACCUUCCAAUUCCCAUUGCAAACAAAAAUAUCACAUACAUACAUACCUAUAAGAUGAACAACAAUUUCAGAGUAACAAGAACGCCAGAAGAAACUCCAACCACUUCUUCCACCUUCCUCAACCCGAUUCAGGGCAUUAGAGAGAUAGAAUCCACAAUGGCUGCAGAGUGGACAGAUGAGAAACACAGCAUGUAUAUCAAGUCUAUAGAAGCAUCUUUUGUUAAUCAGUUAUAUGAUUCUAAGCAAAUGAGGACUUCCUUUCCCUGCAAAGGAACUUCCUGUGACCCUGCUACCACUUCUGGCCAGUUCAAGGUACUUCGUGGCGGGUGUUGGCAAAAAAUCAAUUUUGAAAGAGUGAAUCCGCAAACGAGUAGGAUUAACCACUGUCAUGAUUUGACGGAAAAUCCAUGGAUUCAGCACUAUCGAUCUUCAAGCAAACAGAGAAGCACAGUUGCUCCAUCCCUUCAAGAAAGUGUCAGUACCUCAAGCAAAGUUGCUGAUUUAGGCCAAAGGAAAGGAAUUCCCUCUGGGUCAGGACAUCUUCAUUUGUGUGAAUCUCGUGUCUGCCAUAAAGAUAUGCUUUCUAGUGACACAGAGAUGUCAGGCCAGAACUUUGUUGAUGAUGAAGUGAAAGGCAAAAAGCAGAAUAAAAAAAGCAAAGUGAAACGACAAAGAUCUUUAACUGAUGCAAAAGACAAUGAUCAGCUUCGACCCUUCAAUCGCACAAUGGAUUAGCUCUACCAACAGGAUGUGUGAUCCUUCUGCGCUAUUUGUCAGAACUCACAUUUCCUCUGACUCGUAAGCAUCAUUGCUUAAUUAUUGGCUAUUGGCUUUCCUCUUUCGCAGCGUGUCACUGUUUAUUUAAUAUGCAUAAUUGUGAUCUCUUGUUAUAUUUAUAUCGUAAUUAGCUUUACUUCUAAAGUUUUCUUCCAGGUCAAGAUUCUUUAUUUUUGGUAUUCACCAGGAUUAUAAAAAUGUCAACGAAUUUGAAGGAUCCUAAGCAUCUUAACAAACGGAAAAGCAUUGUGUUUUUAGGAUUUUAGGUAGGAAAGGAAAAGAAGAAAGGUAAGCUAAUGGAUAAUCUGAAAUUGAAAUUGCUAUUGAUUUGAUUCGAUGAUUAAGGGCAACUUAUAAUACAUCAAUCCCUAUUUAUACCAUACCAUCAUUGAUUAGAUUAGGAUACAUAUUUAAAUAUAGUGAAACACAGAAGCCAUUCUAAAGGUGAUCAUAUAUGAUACUCUUCAAUAUUCUAAAAUGCAAUAAUGAUAUUAUUAUUAGGUACGUUUAACACCCGAUAAAGCUCACUAAGCAUUUGGUUAGAAGUAAACACAUAAAAAAGGAAAGUAAUUCAUGUAUGUAGUAUACAUGGCUUGAAAGGCUAAUGAGGGGUACUAGAUAUGAAGGAGAGAUAGUAUUACACCAAAAUUAAGUUAGCAGGACCAUUUGAAUAAUAAUGAUUAUUGCCUGAAAAGCAGGUUGGAGUAUUGCUAGACCAGGGAGGAAGAAACUUCAAUGGAACAAUGGUUAGUGAAAAUUUACUGACAAACAAUAACACACAACCAAUGGAAACGUCUCUAACAUCACCACCACCACCGACAAUUUGAUUAAAACCAAUAUGAGAAUUAUGUCUUGGGCUGGUGUGAAUCAUAGCCUAUCUCUACCUGAUUAGAAACCAAUAGGCAGAGAAGUUGCCAUAAUAAAAAAUUAGAAAGAGCCUAAUUGUUAGAACUGAGAAUGUUUCUUACCAUCUUAUUAGUUACAUUCCAUGAAAGCAAAUAAGUGAAUAACCAUAUAGUUGGUCAGAAAGGAAAAGAGGAAAAUAGAUCAAACAAGUGAUUAAGGUUUAGCAGAUUACCCAGUGUUCAAGUUUUUUCAACGGUAGUCAUUGUUUUCCUACAAUGAUUAAUAUAUGAUAAUCAGUAUCAUGAUCUGAGAAGAUAAACUAGUGUUCAAUUUGAAUUUGAGAUGGAACUUUUAGCAUUAAUCGAGUGCUUAUGGGGUCCUUCAUAUGGUUUGGUUGUACACUUCAGCUGGCAGAGUUUUAUACUCUAUAUAUAAAUGUACAACUUUUAGUAUCUGUUGGAAGUGUUUAAGCUCUUUUGGUGUACAACUUCUAGUAUUAUCUGUGAGAACGUUUGAAGUUUUUAUAGUUUUUUUAUACGAAUUUGAUUACAACUUUUAGUAUGUGUUGGGAGCUUUUAGGCUCUUUAUAUGGUUUGACAUAAACUUUUAGUAUCCACUAAGAGUUUUAUACUCUUAAAUAGUUCGUGUACAACUUUUAGUACAUCUUAAAAGUUUUUAGACUUUUUACGUAGUUUGACGGAUAACUUACCGGACAGUGAUUGAUCUCU
Vigna radiata var. radiata (mung bean) is the source of this 2609-nucleotide messenger RNA. RefSeq lists its product as uncharacterized. The transcript has 5 exons. Gene Ontology annotation, biological process: regulation of circadian rhythm; response to cold. The record is from RefSeq and is a predicted model, not a curated record. Bases 172 to 993 code for a protein of 273 amino acids. Lineage: Eukaryota; Viridiplantae; Streptophyta; Magnoliopsida; Fabales; Fabaceae.